AUGUUCUGCAAUUCCGUAAAGUACCGCAAUUCAACUGCAAUUGAAUUACAACUUCAAAAUCUGCAAUGUUCCACAAUACCACAAAUCGCAAUUAUUCCGCAAUUGCCUAUUUGCAGCACUAUCCUUACAGAUGAAGCUAAGCUUAUUGAAGAACCUUUAAAAUCUAAGAAAGUGAAAACUGAUUAUCAAUUAGGAUAUAAUAUACAUUGUGUAGACACAAAAAUUAAUAAUAUAAAAACAAAAAAUUGGAUAACAACUUUUCAUGAUCAAAUAGGUAAACCUAUAAUAGGGCGUGUUUUAAAUGAUUCAAAUGAAGAUAAAAUUCGUAUAGAACAUUGGAUACAAGAUCUAGAAAAUGAUCAAAUAUCACCAUUAGUACAAUUGCCAAUCCUUAAAAAAUGUGGAGGAUGUGAAGUGAAAACGAAUCAAAUCAGAAAUAAAAGAAGUAACACUAAAGUAAGGUGUAUAACAGAUAUUAAUAUAGAGAAUUGUGUUAAAAUUAAUGCAAAUUCAAUACAAAAUGAUCGUUAUAUAGCAGAUAUGGCUAUUUACGAGGCAUUAGCUCAAGCGGAAUGUAAAUACUACAGAAAACAAAUUGCAAAUAGUUUAAUGCAAGAAACUGAUAUAGAGAUUUAUACAGAUAGGUUGAUGAAAAAUGUAGCGACUAGUGAAAUAAUGAUGGGUUGUGCAUUUGUAAUUAGUGCUCCUAUAAAGAAAAGUUUUAAUUGUGGAAUUGUAAAUAAUCCGUUUUCUAAUAAGGCUGAAUUAAUGGCAGUGAUAUUAAGUUUAAUGAUCUGUCCUAAAGCUGCAAAUGUUGAAAUAUAUAGUGAUUCUCAAUGGGUAGUUAAUACAUUUGAUGAUUUAAACUUUUUGAUGAUUAAAGAUAUAGAAAGAUCAAAAAUAACUAAAGUUAAAGCGUAUGGUGAUUGUGAUUAUAAUAAAGAAGCAGAUAAGCUCGCUAAAUCUAAAGAAGAAACCUCUGAAUAUUUUUGGAAAUGUAGUAAGAUUCAAAAUGUUGUACAAGAUAUAAUUAAACGAUUAAAAAUUUUUUUAGUUAAAAUUAUACAGGAGUAUUCAAAAGAUGAUAUAGAUACACAAAAAUUAAAAAGUAAAAUUAAUGGGCUUAGUAUGUGGGAAAUUGGAAGCUCAUAUGAUUUUAUAUUUUUAAUGAAGAAUCAAGUCAGUUGUCAGUUAAUAGAAUUUUUAAGAUGCUUUAAAAUAACUGAAAAAAAAUUGUUAUAUAAGGUGCUGAAGCAAAUAACUGGGAGAGUUUUAUUAGAAUUCAAAGUGCUUAUUUGGAAACCAAGGAACGAGUUACAAAUAAAAGAAGAAAAGCAGUACGGUAUUAGCGAUAAAGAUAAAAAAGCUAAGUCACAUAGUAAACGCACUGAAGUGGAUGUCAAAGAUGUUGACUGUAAUAUGUUAGAAAGUAAUUGGAAUAAAUGGAAUGAUUUGGCAUUCCAUCGUGGUGUAAUCGAAAGUUUAUGGAUUGGUCAAUUUGUUAAUUUAUUACAUGAUUCAAUUACUAGUGAAAUCAGCGAUAUUUCAAGAAAUAUAUUGGAUGAUUCAGAUGAAAAUAAUGUGAAAGGUGAUGAAAUUAAUGAUAGUGGUAAUAAUAAAAGAGCUGGAGAAGGUAACUAUGAUUAUAAUAUAGAUGAUAUAUUAAGUAUGGAUAAUGGUGAUAAUAAUGAUACCAGUUUGCUCUUUAACGCUUUAUAUAUGUAG
This is a messenger RNA of Rhizophagus irregularis DAOM 181602=DAOM 197198, 1725 nucleotides long. NCBI's taxonomy places the organism in Eukaryota, Fungi, Glomeromycota, Glomeromycetes, Glomerales, Glomeraceae. The record is from RefSeq and is a predicted model, not a curated record.